AGUGAUUACUUAAUUGGUAUUACUUUGUGUAUACAUAGUAUUCUGCAAGGAUUGAUACAUUGAUUUUUACACCUAUUCAGGUGAUCUGGUCAGGUAACACAGAUGAGACAGGUAAUACCUAUGUUCCUUGUUGUAAUACCCAUGUACCUUGUUCCUGACAUCAGGUGAUCUGAUCAGGGCGAGGGUGAAGUGUUUGAGAACUUCUUUGUUGGAUAUUAGUGAGGUCUCGUGGGAGGAAUGAAUGCAAUGGAGAAUGGAUGAUAGACUAAUGCAGCAUCAAGAGGGAUAUCUGGGGAUGGAAGAAAUAAGGAAUAUUAUGGCACAGUGUGAUGUACCAUAUUUGACUCCUGCAGACAAUAAUGUUAAGGUUCUUGUUUUGUACAGUAAGGAUUAAUAGCAAACAAAAGCACCUGAACAGUGAACUGCUCCAAUUGACAAAGUUUUGAACCAAGUAUUGGAAGUAGACACCUUCAAACUAUUUAUGUCUCCCUGUCAACUCAAGUUCCAGCUGCUGUCAACCUAUCCUUUAGAAGGAACGGCAGAUUUUUUUAUUUACAGUGUAUGUGACAUGCUCAUUAAAUAAGCAUUUAAAAUUAGAAGCUAUAAUGUGAGAACGAUUGAUCAUAUGUAACCAAUGAGUUUAUGAAUUUUUUAAUGAAGAUAAAAUAUCACUCCAUAUGCCAGGCAGAAACCAGAGAGGUGUUUUGUCAAGUCUGUCAGCUAAAACAUGUCUACACAUAUGUACAUGUUUAGGAGUUCCUUUUUCUGAAGAAGUCAUUGGGAAGAUAUACAGAUUUCUGUACACAGGAAUACUUAACUCUCACUUAUAGAUUCAUAGGGAAGUCAGCUGAUGUAUCUGGAUAAUAAAUGGAGGAUAUCUAGGCUCACAGCUGUCUUCAUCUAGGGACCAUGUGGUAUCGAAAGAUUGGUCUAUAACUGUAUAACAUCAGACUGAAACCUGGUACGACUUCAUAGGAAUGGCUUAUCCGGCCUAGGAACUGUUUAUGGUGUUCAUAGUGGUGCAUUUGACAAGUCAUCCACUCAACCCAGGAAAUAUGCCAACAAUUUGUCAGCUGCUGCUCUAUGGACUCCAAUCAUGUGGAUGAACUGUUAAUUGUAAAAUUGGCCAAAGUGGCAAAAACAAUUUGUGGGCACUAUUUCAUCUUUGGUCUUAUGAGGAAUUGUGGUAGAUAAAACGGAGGUAGUCUGUUCUAAUCCAGGGUCUGUCACAAGAGGCAGUGUGGCCAGAUAUGGAGGAAGCCACUUCAGUGUUAUUAAUUACAGCUAUGUCACAGUGAUGGAGUGCUGCAACAGUACCCCUCUAAUUGUCUCCAUGAAUAUUUAAACAUCUGAGACUGUAUGACUGCUCCACUGUAAAGGACCCCUGAUACACUGUCAUGUUCUGCCAUGUCUGUGGAAUGUUAUGUCAAACCAGAACUCCACAGCAUUGUUCUGUCCCCUUACAGGUUGCUGGACAAACUGCUGGUGGUAUGUCCCAAUGUUGACUACUGUGAGGAGGUCCUCCCCCGCUGUGAGUUGGAGGCCCACCUCCUACACCGGUGUCGAGGUGCGGUCACUAAGUGCAUCAAGUCCACACUGGGCUGUACAUUCCAGGGACCCCGCAGUGCCCUACAGAGCCAUCUGUGGGAGUGUCAGUUCAGGGACCAGGAUGGAGGAAAGAACCCAGUGCUUGAUGGGGAAGUGUCAACCAUUGAAAUCCAAAGGAGUAGGGCGGACCUGGGAAUCAGUAUUGUGGGAGGAAAUGAUACACCUCUGGGCUGCAUUGUGAUACAGGAAGUGUUCCCGGACGGGGUGGUGGCAGAAGAUGGCCGCCUGAUGCCAGGAGAUCAGAUACUGGAGGUGAAUGGUGAGGAUCUGACCCAAGCUUCUCAUUACAAAGCCCAGCAGGUACUGGGCCAUUAUUUCCCUGUAUGUCGCCUCACCAUCUACAGAGAAAAGGCAGAGGAGAAUCGACCAAUUGAAAAAGAGGAAAUUCUCAAGAUAACACUAGGCAAGGUCAAAGGGAAGCAACUUGGGAUCAAACUUGUUGGCAAGAGGAUUGGUCCUGGAGUUUAUAUUCUGAAUUUGGUUCCCGGGAGUCUGGCAGCAUUAGAUGGACGUCUCCGGCCGGAUGACCGGGUGUUAGAGAUCAAUGGCACUGAUGUCUCUUACGGAAGCCAGGAACAGGCGGCCCAGGUGAUUCAGACAACGGAGGAUAGAGUCCAGUUUGUAAUCUCACGAUGCAGUCGCCCCCAGACUCCAGAUCUAAUCCGAUCAACAGCAGACAGCGGAGUUAUCCACCCUAACUACGAGAACCAUAGACCCUUCGCUAGCGUCGCCGGUCAGCAGGGCGAGAAACUUGUAACUGUCUCCAAGGUAUUCAUUUCUCAAGAGCCUCAGGAAACACUGGGAAUUAGCGUAGCUGGGGGGAUCGACAGCCCCCGAGGGGACACCCCCAUCUACAUCACCAAUAUAAACCUGACAGGAUGUCUGGGGAAGACCAGACAGGUCAAGAAGGGGGACAUUUUGUUGUCAAUCAAUGGUAAAAGUCUACUGGGCCUGACCCACAACCAGGCAGUCAGCCUCGUGAAGCAGAACACAGAGGCCAAUGUUAUCUGUUUGAAGAUCAUUGAGGGGUCAGAGACCUCUUACGGACAGGGCAAUUUCACUCCCACUUGGCUGUUUUGGCAAAAAGUCCCUAGUGUCUGUCAAACCAUCAAAACAGUCACACUGCUCAGAAGCCCGAGUGGAAGUCUGGGAUUUUCGCUGGUCGGAGGUUCUGACAAGGACACCGGACCCUCUGUACCAGUCCAUGUCAAGUCUGUUGUCAUGGAAACACCAGCAGCUAAAGAUGGAAGACUGAAGUGUGGAGAUAUUCUGUUGAGUGUUAACCAGCACUCCCUGGUGAAUGUGACGCACUCUCUGGCGGUGGAUCUCCUCAAACAGGCAGAUGGUGCGGUCACUCUCACCGCCGUGUCCUGGCCAGGAACCAUUGUCUGAAAAUCUCUCACCCUAUCUGUGCAUCAUGGCCUGGGACAAUUGUGAAACGAUCUCUUAUCCCCUCUGUGUCAAAACAAACAACUCAGUGGACAGCAGCUUUUACUGAAAAACCUUCAAACGUACAGUUCUAGAAAAAGUCAGUCCUUGGUUAAGGAUGCUACAACUGCCCAAGAGUAUGUGUAUGCUAUUUGUUUUCUUGAUAAAAACCGCUAUGAAAACAUUCUAAUGGUUAUAAUUCAAGGAAGAUAUUAUUUCGUGCAUAAAUAAAUCUUGUGAUAUUUGUUGGAGCAUGUGAGUUGAACUUUGUUGGAUGCCGAGACGUGUGUUUCCGAUAUGAUCCUAUACAUACAGUGACUGUAUGGAUGUAUAUUACUAAUAAUCACUGUGAAUGCCUUAUAAAGGUUGUAUCAUGUGAUAUUUGUCAAUGUUACAGUAUAGUUAGAGAUGCACUGUGAACACAGUGUGACGGUUAUAAUUAUUUUAUGUUUUAACCAAUGCUACUCAGACAGGAAAGCAUGUGUAACCUCAUGGUUGUAAGAUAGGUCUUGUUGUUAAGUUUCUUUUUAAGAUUGUGUUUUUAUUUUAGAAAUUUAAGAUUGUGUUUUUAUUUUAGAAAAAAUAGUGUUCAUUUUUAGAAUUUUUGUACAGAACAAGAAAGAUUGUUUAAGUAUAUCAAAAGCGUUUUUAAUGCUUUGAUUGAUGCCUAGCUUUGACCAUGAAUGAAUAGGCAUGAAUGGUACUUUGUUUGUAAAUAUAUUUUAAAACUUUUGAAGAAACACUUUUGUACUCUCUAAAGACCAAAUCAGAUUGCUUUGAUACUGCCUUCAAUACAAAGUGAACACUGUCACUGCCACACAGCUCCAGAGUAAGCUGCCCACUUCGUGGGAGGGGGGUAUCCCCUCUCCCUCCUGAACACACACUGGAUAUCUUUUUGUAUCUAUAAAACUAGUCCUGGGCACCCCCACACACCUCUCUGACUUCCCCUAUUCUUGUAUUGCUUGUGUAGCUGUAAUUCUAAAUGGCCCCUGCGAAGGAACCACUCACAAACCUCUUCAAGAGCACUCCACCCUAAAUUCCACAGUCUUCUGUUUACCUCAUCAAUGGUACAUAAUUUUCCUAGUAGCCAACACUUUACUUGGAUGUACUGACAUUAACUAGUAUCUAGUACUAGUAUCUGAACAUUUUUAGUAGGUAACUGAUUGUGGUGUGCUAGUUUAUCAUCUGAAAUAUUCUAAAUGUAUUUUCCAGUAGCAGUGUCAGAAAAGUGAUGCAUUUGUUAUGAUUUUUGGAUAGUUUGUCACAAAAAUAUAUGCAGAGGUAUGUAUGACAUACAUGUAGAUAGACUGAGCAGCGGUCUGUCUAUAUACCUUUAUAUUGAUAGCUGCAACACUGGACAAGAACUGUCAGCAGGGUAUGUUGACAAGUCAAACUAGCAUUGACAUGAUGCUUUAAUGGCACAAAACAGAAUGGCAGGUAACCAGGCAAUGACUUGUUUCAAUAUGCAGAUUUCAUAAUUCAUUGUUCUAGUCAUACAAUUUCAUAUCUGUUGAAAUCACUUGAUAUUUUAUACCUAAAGUUUCCUAUUUUAUAAACAUUCUUGAUUUUACAUUUUACUUCUAAUUUAUAAACUUGUUUGAUAUGAAUUAUUUUUAUUGUAAAUGUAGAAAAUAUUAAUUCUGAAAUCUUUUAUCUGUACUAUUCCAUUGGUUAAGAUUCCACUGAAAUGACAUUCCUUUCACUAUAGUGAGUUUUUUUUUUUUGGUGGACUAGCAUUCCAUAUACAGAUACCUUAAUAUUUCGAUAGCUAGCCUGAUUCAACAAACAGGAAGACUACAAAAAUAAUUUUUAUUCUAUGAUAAAAUGAUAUCGAAGAUGAUAUUUUUUUGACUUUGAUAUUACAUUCCUUCGCCUUGUUUGCACUCUCUUGUGAUUCCAAUGAUCUAAUGUCUCUUAAUCUCUGAAUUAUUACGAUUAGAAUAGAAACAUUUUAUGUUUUGGUUGUGUUUUGGUAAUUCUUAUAUAUAAAGUAAUCGUUGAUUACUUCAUUACCAAUAAAUUGAUAAUACAUGUUUA
Messenger RNA from Magallana angulata, 5073 nucleotides. RefSeq names its product ligand of Numb protein X 2-like. Lineage: Eukaryota; Metazoa; Mollusca; Bivalvia; Ostreida; Ostreidae. The record is from RefSeq and is a predicted model, not a curated record. Gene Ontology annotation, molecular function: protein binding; zinc ion binding. The coding region runs from base 1408 to 3000 and encodes 530 amino acids. The transcript is spliced from 13 exons.